AUGUCUUGCAUUCUAAAAGCUUGCAAAAAAUUGCGAGGGUGUAUCAAUCAAGUUGAAAUGAGGAAUCCAAGUGGUGCUUCUGAACAAGAUAUUAUGAACGAAGCGAAAGAGAUGUUAAAACUUGACGGAUCCUAUAAGAAGGGUUUUAAGUUUGAUCAUGUAUUGGGACAUCUUAAAGACUCCGAGAGUUUAUCAAAUGUCACUGCAUCAACUCAGUAUCAACGACAAAGUCCUUAUCAAUCACCUUCUUCCGGUCCUGGUUCAUCGUCUGGGACAGAUGCCGGUUUACCGUCGUUGACUAUUCACGACGCAGAAGAAAUCAGAUACGAUUGUUUUUCUGGAUACAUAGAAUGCUCUCUCAAUAAUUUUUCCUCUCUAUAUCGUUGCUUCAUGGAACGUAUUAUCGAUUCGAUGGAAUCGGAUUGA
This is a messenger RNA of Cynara cardunculus var. scolymus (artichoke), 426 nucleotides long. RefSeq lists its product as uncharacterized. Lineage: Eukaryota; Viridiplantae; Streptophyta; Magnoliopsida; Asterales; Asteraceae. The transcript has 3 exons. Bases 1 to 426 code for a protein of 141 amino acids. The record is from RefSeq and is a predicted model, not a curated record.